AUGGAUUAACCAGCACACUCAACCAAGGUAUCAAAUGAAAGGUAUAUGUAGACUAAACUCAUUAGCGUUGCCUGGGGAGAUUUUGGCAGUUUCUCCCCGCGUGGGCCAUAUUUCCAUAUCAUGUCUGCAAGGCAUUUAUAAGAAAGAAAAUGAGGUGAUGGCCGUGGGCAUAUGAAAGGGCUGCUGCGUGGGUGUGAUGGCGUGAAACAGUGACAAGGGUGUAGAGCCCUUCUUCUUGCAUCAGGCCUACAUACGGUCGGCGCCGUGCCCAUUUUCAACCAUUUUGGGGUGCGUAGGUUUUCAUCGAUGGAAGUCAACAAUGAUGGGAGUCCACCUCAGCCCGAAGGCCCCAAAACCUCACCUGAGCCCUCCAAACCCACCUCUCCCGAGCACGAGCUUACUUCCUCAAGCACCAGCUCACCACCACCCAAGCCCCCCAGACCCACCUCGCCCGAGCACAAGCUUAAUCACUCAAGCACCAGCUCACCACCGUCGGAGCCCCCCAUACCAGCCUCGCCUGAGUCCGAGCUUGCCUCCUCAAGCACCAGCUCACCACUGCCCGAGCCCCCCAGGCACACCCCGCCCCGACCGGACCUUGCUUCCUCGAGCAACACUGCACCACCAGAAGGCUGCGAUCAGAACGAUUGGGUAAUCUCUAUCAAAGAAAGACUAGAUCAAUUUUCUCAACUGGACAAGGAGGUUUGGUCCAGAUAUUCCAUCUUUCGGGCCCCAAGCAACCUUCGAAAAAUGGAGCCCGAGGCCUACACACCCCAGUUCAUCUCCAUUGGCCCCUUUCACAGAGGCGACCCCAAUCUGCGAUUAAUGGAAAGUCACAAAUGGCGUUUCCUCCGUCGUUCCCUCGACCGCACUGGGCAAGAUCUGGAUGUCUACAUCGGGACCAUCUCGCCACACGUGGCCGAAACACGUGGAUGCUAUGCGCAGAUCUUUGCCCGCAUUAGCAAUCAAGAAUUCCUCGAGAUGAUGCUGCUUGACUCUUGCUUCAUCCUUGAAUUGCUCAUUGGAGUGGCCGAAGGCCGCCGCAACGAUGACCCGCUCUUCGUUGUCCGUGCAGUUCUGCUAGAGAUCCGAAGAGACAUGUUAUUGCUCGAGAACCAAAUCCCAUUCUUCAUCCUGGAAAAAUUGUUUCCACAUAUUGCAGGAUCAGACUUCAAGGACUACUCACUGAGUCAACUCGCUCUCUUCUUCUUUAACUGGACCGUCCCUGGAAGCAUCACGAAGUCAUGGGCUCACGACAGAGUAAAUGAGAAAGUACUGCAUUUUCUACAUCUUAUCCGGCAAAGGCUCAUACCAUUACAAUAUAAGCGGCCUCCACCGCCACCUCCACCGCCGCCGCCACCACCAUCAUCAUUAACAUCAAAGCCCCGUUUAAAUUUUAUAGAUACUUAUAAACACAAACAUCUGAGGAUGCGAUGCGUCUCCAUGUUAGUGGACUCUGGGGUGAAGUUCAGCAAGAGAAAGUCGAGCAGAUUGACGGACAUCGAAUUUAACUUCAAAAGAGGCAUUCUCGAGAUCCCACCAUUGGUAGUUAACGACUCCACCAAGUCCAUCUUCCUUAACCUCAUGGCCUUCGAGCAGUGCCACCCCAAAUGUAGUGAUGCUAUCAGUUCCUAUGUUGUUUUCAUGGACGGGCUGAUCAACACACCAGGAGACGUUGCCCAUCUGCAACAGAGAGGGAUUAUCAACUACCACCUAGGGAGUGAGAAGGCCGUGGCCCAGCUCUUCAAUGAUCUGUGUCGAGAUAUCAGCAUAGAUUACAUUUAUGGCUCUCAUGUCUUCACCCUUUGUUUGAAGUUGAAUGACUAUGUCUCGCUUAAGUGUCCCACUUUGAAGGCCAGCUUGAGGCGCGAGCACUUUCGCCAUCCAUGGUCCUACAUAUCCUUCGGGGCUGCUGUUCUCAUCAUUGUCCUCACGCUGACGCAGGCCGUGUAUGCCAUUCUAGCCUACCAUGUUCAUCAUUCGUAGACGGAUGGUUCAUCUCUUUCUUCUUCUUUAAUCUCCACCGUUGUUUUACUCUUCCCAUGGUUACUCAGAUCCAAGUCGACCCAGAUGAGUUGGGUCAGAAUAAGUGUGUCCAGCUGAGUUACCUCUUAUCUCUCAAAUUAGGCGACUGCUCAAGUGCGAUUAAACGCCAACCAUUGAAACCUUCUUGGGGCCCACCGUAAUGUACUUUCUCGCAUUUGCUCUUAUUUUGUUAGCCCAGGUGUCUGUAAUGGCCAAGCGAUUUCAUUUUUAGCUUAUGUUGUAUUCAAGGUGUUUGGCCACCCACUGGGUGUCCAAUAAUUUGAACCGUAUGUUAUGUUUGCUACCGUGAAUGAGUUAUUUUCUUCCAUGAUUAUGCCAUAAUGAUAAUCCUUACCUUUGAAUUUUACACUUGAAUGCCAGCUGUUGAAAAUCCUUUUGGAUGGAAGCAGCUGAAUGCCUUCUGAGUAACUCUGUG
Messenger RNA from Magnolia sinica, 2458 nucleotides. RefSeq names its product UPF0481 protein At3g47200-like. Bases 307 to 1983 code for a protein of 558 amino acids. The record is from RefSeq and is a predicted model, not a curated record. NCBI's taxonomy places the organism in Eukaryota, Viridiplantae, Streptophyta, Magnoliopsida, Magnoliales, Magnoliaceae. The transcript is spliced from 2 exons.